Molecule: messenger RNA, 1372 nt
Organism: Camellia sinensis
Lineage: Eukaryota; Viridiplantae; Streptophyta; Magnoliopsida; Ericales; Theaceae
Product: F-box/kelch-repeat protein SKIP25
Molecular function (GO): protein binding
Source: RefSeq, a predicted model, not a curated record
CCAAACAUUUUCCUUAUUUUUAAGUAAAGCAACUCCCCCAUAAGGGGAUAAAAGGAGGACAGACCCAAAGGGCAAGGCCAGUUGUUAAGAGAAGUAGAACAGUUGUCCCAUUUAGCUCUCUACUCCAAUGGCUAAAUACACAUCCCAAAUGGACUUGACAACCAAAAACACUCCCGACAAACAAAACGACGACGAAUCUAUAUUACUUCCAGGUUUACCCGACCACCUCUCUCAGCUUUGCCUCUCCUCUCUCCAACCUUCCCUCCUCUUCUCCGUCCGCCGCUCGUGGCGGCGCCUUCUCUUUUCCCCUUCUUUCCCCCCUUUCUUCUCUCUCUACACCCUUCUCUCAUCACCAUCAUCAUCCAACUCCAUUGACUUCUUCUCUCUACACCCUUUCACAUUAUCUUGGCACCGCCUCCCUCCUCCGCCGCCGUCUGACCCACCUCUCCGCCUCCUCCACCGCCACCCUUCCUUCAUAUCCCGCAACCUUCCAAUCCAAUCCCUCACCGUCUCCAACAACCGCCUCCUCCUCAUCGCCGCCACCAACCACCACUUCCUCCCCGCUCUCCCCCGCCCUUUAGUCUUCGACCCGCUCUCCACCACCGCCAACAACCACCACUGGUUCUCCGGCCCGCCACUCCCCGCUCCCCGCCGGUGGUGCGCCGCCGGCUCCGUCGGCAGCGCAGUCUACGUGGCGAGCGGGGUCGGAUCGCAUUACCAGGGUGACGUGGCGCGGUCAGUGGAGAAAUGGGAAAUGGGUAACACGGACGUAGCGCCGAAAUGGGAGAAAGUGGCGGCGUUGAGAGAUGGUAGAUUUAGUAGAGAAGCUGUUGAAGCAGUUGGAUAUAGAGGGAAGCUUUACAUGGUGAAUGUGAAAGGAAAUGCUAUUAAACAAGGUGCUGUUUAUGAUGUGGCGGGGGACCGGUGGGAGGAGAUGCCGGAGGGGAUGUUGGCUGGGUGGAAUGGGCCGGUGGCGGCGGCGGAGGAGGAGGAGAUGUACGUGGUGGAUGAGGGGAAGGGUGUGCUGAGAAAGUAUGAUUGUGGUGGUGAUAGGUGGGAAGAGGUGGUGGACUUGAAGGAGGAGUUGAAGGGUGCCGAGCAGAUAGCGGCUGGGAGGGGCAGAGUUUGUGUGGUUUCCUGUAAUGGUAGUCGGAUCGUAGUGGUGGAUGUGGUGGCGAAGCCUCCGAGAACUUGGGUUGUGAAUCCACCGCCGGAGAUGGAGGUGGUUGCUGUUCAUAUCUUGCCGAGGAUGAGCCUGCCUGAAUAAAUUUUUAUUUUUAUUUUUUAUUUUUAUGAUCAGUGUCCGGACUGGUUUAGUAUCUCCCUUAAUUUUGAGAAUCACACAAAGUAUUCCUCUUUAGAUCAGACAAAU